Molecule: messenger RNA, 3090 nt
Organism: Brassica oleracea var. oleracea
Lineage: Eukaryota; Viridiplantae; Streptophyta; Magnoliopsida; Brassicales; Brassicaceae
Product: LRR receptor-like serine/threonine-protein kinase EFR
Biological process (GO): protein phosphorylation
Molecular function (GO): ATP binding; protein binding; protein kinase activity
Source: RefSeq, a predicted model, not a curated record
UUUCUUACCUUCAACUUCCUUCCAUUUUAUUUGGUUACCCGUUCAGGCAGAACCCAUCUUUCACUUUGUACAAGCAGCAUGAAGCUCUCUCUUUCACUUGCUCUCAUUCUUCUUGUAGUUUUCACGGUGGUCUUUGCUCAAGCCAGAAUCUCAAAUGAGACUGACAUGAAAGCUUUGCUUGAGUUCAAAUCCCAGGCUGCUGUAAACAGACGGGAGGUUUUGGCCUCAUGGAACAACUCCUCUCCGGUCUGUACUUGGAUUGGGGUUACAUGCAACCGCAGACGAGAAAGAGUUACAAGUCUGAACCUCGGAGGAUUCAAACUGGCAGGUGUGAUCUCUCCCUCCAUUGGUAAUCUCUCCUUUCUCAUAUCACUUAAUCUUGGAGACAACUCUUUUGUUGGUACCAUCCCUCAAGAGGUUGGAAUGCUAUUUAGGCUUCAGUACUUGAACAUGAGCUUCAAUCUCCUCGAAGGAAAGAUUCCCCAUAGUCUUUCUAACUGCUAUAGACUCUCUACCCUAGAUUUAUCGUCAAACCGUCUUGAACACAAUGUUCCUUCAGAGCUAGGUUCACUCUCUAAGCUAGUCAUUAUGCAUCUUAACAACAACAAACUUACCGGAGAGUUUCCUGCAUCUCUAGGAAACUUGACGUCGCUCCAGGAACUUGACUUUGCGUAUAACAACAUGGAAGGAGAGAUUCCAUUUGAUGUGGCUAGAUUGACUCAAAUGGUGUUUUUCCAAGUUUCGCAGAAUAGGUUUUCAGGUGUAUUUCCUCCUGCCUUAUACAACAUGUCCUUACUUGAGUCUUUAUCCCUAGCUGGCAAUAGCUUUUCGGGUGAGCUUAGAGCUGAUUUUGGUGAUCUUCUACCAAACCUAAGAACUGUUGUUAUGGGAGGAAAUGAGUUCACAGGAGCUGUUCCUAUAACACUUGCCAAUAUCUCAAGCCUUGGAAGGUUUGAUAUCUCAACUAAUUAUCUUACAGGAAGUAUCCCUUUGUGUUUUGGAAAAUUACAUAAUCUAUGGUGGUUAGGUAUUAAUACUAAUUCUCUGGGAAACAACUCCCCCAGUCAUCUAGAAUUUAUCGGUGCUUUAGCGAACUGUACUCAGUUAGAGUACUUAGAUGUCGGUUACAACAGACUUGGAAGUGAGCUGCCUGCCUCCAUUGCCAACUUGUCAACCAAGUUAACUAUUCUGUCCCUUGGAGGAAACCUAAUCUCUGGAACUCUUCCUCUUGAGAUAGGGAAUCUCAUAAGCCUGCAGAAACUCAGCUUAGAAACAAAUCUGUUGACAGGAGAACUUCCAAUCUCUUUUGGGAAGCUUUUGAAAUUGCAGGUGCUGGAUCUGUAUUCAAACGCAAUAUCAGGUGAGAUACCAUCUUAUUUAGGCAACAUGACUCGGUUGCAGAUGAUUCAUUUGUACGAAAAUAGUUUCCAAGGAAGUAUCCCUCAGAGUAUUGGACGCUGUCAAAACUUGAUGGACCUAUGGAUUGAUUCAAACAGGUUGAAUGGGACUAUACCUCUGGAAAUACUGCAGAUUCCAUCUCUUGCUUACUUAGAUUUGUCAAACAAUUUCUUGACCUGUUCAUUACCGGAAGAAGUUGGAAAGUUGCAACUCCUUGUUGGACUAGCUGCUUCUAACAACAAGUUAUCAGGACAUCUUCCACAUACUCUAGGGGGUUGUCUAUCAUUGGAGUUUCUAUAUAUGCAAGGCAAUUCAUUUGAUGGUGACAUUCCAGAUAUAAGUCAGUUGGUAAGCUUAAGGAAUCUUGACUUCUCUAACAACAAUCUCUCUGGCAGCAUACCUCCUUAUCUGGCCACGUUUCACUUACUGCGAAAUCUGAAUCUUUCUGUGAACAAGUUCGAGGGAAGUGUGCCAGUGGAAGGUGUGUUUAGAAAUGCUACAGCGGAUUCUGUUUUUGGAAACUUAAAUCUAUGCGGAGGCAUCAGAGAAAUGCAGCUACAGCCAUGCACUGUGCAAGCAUCACCAAAGCCAAGGAAACAUCUCUCACUUGAAAAGAAAGUUGCAAUUGGUAGUAUCAGUACAGGUAUAGUGUUUCUGUUCAGUACAGUUGCUUCUCUGUGUUGGUUCAAGAAGAAGAACAACGCCAGUGGCGGUAACCCAUCUGAUUCUUCUACUUUGGGGAUGUUCUUUGAGAAGAUAAGCUUUGAAGAGCUUCGUGAUGCAACUAGUGGCUUCUCUUCAAGCAACCUGAUUGGUCCAGGCAACUUUGGUGAUGUCUUCAAAGGAUUUCUUGGCAGUGAUCAUAAACUCGUUGCUGUUAAAGUUCUGAACCUCCUGAAGCUGGAUAUGUGGAUGCAGCCAGAAGAUCUGGAAAGUGUAAACGAUCACUCUAGAAUUUUAACACCUCCAGACAAACUCAACAUAGCAAUAGAUGUUGCAUCCGCCUUGGAGUAUCUGCAUGUUGAGUGUCAUGACCCUGUAGCUCACUGUGAUCUUAAGCCAAGCAACGUUCUUCUGGACGAUGAUCUUACUGCUCAUGUUGGUGACUUUGGUUUGGCUCGGUUUCUCUAUAAAUACGACCGAGAAACCUUCCUAAACAAUUUUAGUUCUGCCGGUGUCAGAGGCACCAUUGGCUACGCUGCACCAGAAUAUGGUAUGGGAGGCCAACCAUCAAUACAAGGAGAUGUGUACAGCUUUGGAGUUCUAGUUUUGGAGAUGUUCAUUGGAAAGAAACCGACAGACGUAACAUUUGCAGGAGACUAUAACCUCCACAGCUACGCGAAGUCGUUACUGUCGGGAGAUGAGGAGGAGGGUGGAGGCAGCAAUGCCAUUGAUGAGUGGUUGAGACUGGUUUUGCAGGUGGGAAUAAGGUGUUCUGAAGAGUAUCCAAGUGAUAGGGUGAGAAUAACUGAAGCACUACGAGAAUUAACCUCAAUCAGAACUAAGUUCUUUACUUCCAAGACGACUAUUACAGAGCCAAGUCAUCGGGAUGCUGUGCAAAGUUCUCCUCAGGAAUGGAUGUUAAAUGCGGACAUACAUACAAUCCAGACCCCAAUAUAAUGUCAUCACAAUCACCUUCUCAACUACUUAUGGGGACACAAUGAAUGUGUCUCUGCUUCAGCUUCAUCACAA